Messenger RNA from Scatophagus argus, 2116 nucleotides. It is a transcript of the gene foxd1, whose product is annotated as forkhead box D1. Gene Ontology annotation, biological process: anatomical structure morphogenesis; regulation of transcription by RNA polymerase II; cell differentiation. Gene Ontology annotation, molecular function: RNA polymerase II cis-regulatory region sequence-specific DNA binding; DNA-binding transcription factor activity, RNA polymerase II-specific. NCBI's taxonomy places the organism in Eukaryota, Metazoa, Chordata, Actinopteri, Scatophagidae. The record is from RefSeq and is a predicted model, not a curated record. The transcript has a single exon. Bases 299 to 1345 code for a protein of 348 amino acids.
AAUAAAUACCGAGAGAAGAUCCGCCCCCUGUGUGAUUCAAGCUCUGGACCUUUUGCAGGUUUCGCGGCGCAUUUCUCAGCCUGGCAUCGACGGGGCCGCUCGUCAGUCGGCCUUAUUGAAAUAUCGCGAAAACAUAUGGAAAUAGCGAGAAAACGGGGGGACAUCUCUCACCGACGGCGACACGUGCUCCUCUCCUCUCCCCCUCCUCAUAUGAGUUUUUGAAGAGGGAGGGCAGGGCAGCUUGUGCAUCUCAUCGUCUUCCUCAUCUGGCGUCGGAGCGCACAGCCGUGUGUGAGCCAUGACUCUGAGCUCAGAGAUGUCGGAUGCCUCCAUCCUUUCGGAAGAGACCGACAUAGACGUGGUCGGGGAAGGUGAGGAUGGGGACAACCAGACGCGCUCCUACGUGGACGAGGUGGCACAGAUGCACGACGGCAUCCUCCUGGCCGGCUCUCCUCCUCCGUGCCUGGACAGCUCCACCUCCUCAAGGGAUGCCUACAAGCCGGCGGGUAAGAACACCCUGGUGAAGCCUCCUUACUCCUACAUCGCCUUAAUCACCAUGGCCAUUCUGCAGAGCCCCAAAAAGAGGCUCACUCUCAGCGAGAUCUGCGACUUCAUCAGCAACCGCUUCCCGUACUACAGGGAGAAGUUCCCGGCCUGGCAGAACUCCAUCAGGCACAACUUGUCCCUCAAUGACUGCUUCGUGAAGAUACCGAGGGAGCCCGGGAACCCUGGGAAAGGCAACUACUGGACCUUGGACCCGGAGUCUGCCGAUAUGUUUGACAACGGGAGCUUUCUGAGACGGAGGAAACGCUUCAAGCGGCAGCAAGCGCAGGACUUGCUGCGGGAACACAACAGCUUUAUCCCCGCCGCCGCCGCUGCUGCGUACGGGUACGGACCGUACGGCUGCGGAGGAUACGGCAUCCAGCUCCAGUCCUACCACACACACUCUGCACUUUUUGCUUUUCAGCAGCAGCAACAGCAGCACUCCAGGCAUACACACACGGGAACCAUUAUCCCCGCGCCGUCUUUGAUGCCCACCACCACGGACUUAGCCAGGAGUAGGUUUUAUCCCCAGCUCAGCUCCAGCCUGGGCUCAGCCAGCGUGCAGGCUGCAGCCCCGGUGCAGAAGUCCAGCUCUCCGGUGCAGCGGUCACCCUUCUCCAUAGAGAGUAUCAUCGGGGGGUCACUGAGCCCCUCCAGGACUUCUCCGGUCGUUGUCCCGGCGUUACCCUCCUCUCUGGGGCCUGCAGGGGCCGGCCAGCCGCAGACCGUCCAUCCCGGAGCGGUUUUACACCCGGUUGAAAACUUUCCGAACAGAGUUGUCAGCGGCUCUAGCGGCUGUUAAAUGUCUUAACAACAAACAUUUGAAGAAACUAAAAUAAAAGAAACAGCAACAAAAACAAAAAACGUCCCUCUUUGAAGGUAGGAUUAUUUUUGUAUGUUUGUUUGAUAGCACGCAGCAGAAUGAUGGACAUAAACAACACUAUUUGUGCCUAUAUUCAUGCUGUUUUUUAAAAAGAUAUAUUUAUGUUCAUUCUCCGGCGUGAAUCAGACUUUUGACCACAAAGUUUUCCUUGUAUUUUCCAUCAAGUAAUUCGUUUCAGUCACUGUUUAGGGCGUCUCAGGAUAACGACUUUAUGAACAGGUUAUAAAUGAUCACAUGUUUUAAAAAAAAUAGGCUAAUAAUGUAUUUGUGUCAAACACAACCAUGUUUUUUAUUAUUAGUGUGGCAAAUCAAAACCAUUUUUUACAGUUUUGAUUUGAACUUUGUAAAACACAGAGAGCAAAGUCAUACAUUUAUAACAAUAUGCAGUGUGUGUUUAUUUCAGUAAUAAAACCUUGUACAUUUUGGGCAAGUAUUGUGUAAUUGAAGUGUGAUAUUUUUACACAGUUUGUUUUUUUUUUUUUUCAACAAGAAUAAAUUUUGUUUGACUUAAAAGGCAAUUUGUUUGGAAAUAAAUUUCUUAAAUAACGUUGAGCUUCCUGGGCCUAAAUUUCUACCCAGGGUUUGCACCGAGGACACAAUCAGGCUGAAUAACGUUACCAAAACACGUGAAGUUGGAUGAGCUUAUGACUUUAUCUUUAACAACGAUCCAAACAGGCUGUAACUGUAUGG